Fusarium vanettenii 77-13-4 is the source of this 2853-nucleotide messenger RNA. RefSeq names its product glycosyltransferase family 39. Gene Ontology annotation, cellular component: endoplasmic reticulum; membrane. The record is from RefSeq and is a predicted model, not a curated record. The transcript is spliced from 6 exons. Gene Ontology annotation, biological process: protein O-linked glycosylation via mannose. The coding region runs from base 1 to 2853 and encodes 950 amino acids. Gene Ontology annotation, molecular function: dolichyl-phosphate-mannose-protein mannosyltransferase activity. NCBI's taxonomy places the organism in Eukaryota, Fungi, Ascomycota, Sordariomycetes, Hypocreales, Nectriaceae.
AUGGCUCGUUCCCGGGGCAAGAGUCCCAGGCCGCCGGUCAAGGCUGAACAGCCUCCUGCUGCCGUGGCUAGCAAGCCCAAGAAGAGCAACACCAACGGCAAGGCCAAGAACUCAACCUCGUACAAGUCGGAUGGUGUUGAGGACAACGAUGUCUUCCUCCUCCCCGUCUCCGACUACUGGAUUGUCCUCGGCCUGAUGGUCGUGGCCACCAUUGUCCGUGUCUACAGGAUCUACCAGCCCACUAGUGUUGUCUUUGAUGAGGUCCACUUCGGCGGCUUUGCUACCAAGUACAUCAAGGGCAAGUUCUUCAUGGAUGUCCACCCUCCCCUGGCCAAGAUGCUCAUCGCCCUCACCGGCUGGCUCGCUGGCUUCGACGGAAGCUUCGAUUUCAAGGAGAUUGGCAAGGACUACAUUGAGCCCGGCGUGCCAUAUGUCGCCAUGCGCAUGUUCCCCGCCAUCUGCGGUAUCCUUCUGAUUCCCUGCAUGUUCCUGACUCUCAAGGCUGUUGGCUGCCGUACCAUGACUGCUGCCAUGGGUUCCGGUCUCAUUAUCUUUGAGAACGGUCUUCUGACCCAGGCCCGUCUGAUCCUCCUCGAUUCGCCUCUUGUUGCUGCCACCGCUUUCACUGUUCUGUCCUUCACGUGCUUCACCAACCAGCACGAGCUUGGUCCUGAUAAGGCCUUCCAACUCAGCUGGUGGUUCUGGCUCAUCAACACUGGUCUUGGUCUGGGCCUUACCGCCAGCAUCAAGUGGGUUGGCUUGUUCACCAUCGCUUGGGUUGGCGCCCUUACUCUGGUCCAGCUCUGGGUUCUGCUCGGCGACACCAAGAACGUUACCAUGCGUCUUUGGACCAAGCAUUUCAUGGCCCGUGUCUUUUCCCUGAUUGUCGUCCCUCUGACCUUCUACAUGGCCAUGUUCGCCAUUCACUUCGUUGCCCUCAAGAACCCUGGUGAUGGUGAUGGUUUCAUGAGCUCCGAGUUCCAGGCUACCCUCAACAACAAGCGAAUGAAGGAUGUCCCCGCCGAUGUCAUCAUGGGCAGCCGUGUCACCCUGCGUCAUGUCAACACCCAGGGUGGCUACCUUCACUCUCACCCUCUCAUGUACCCCACCGGCAGCAAGCAGCAGCAGAUCACUCUGUAUCCUCACAAGGACGACAACAACAUCUGGCUCCUGGAGAACCAGACUCAGCCCCUCGGUGUCGAUGGCCAACCUAUCAACGGUACUUAUGCCUGGGACGCUCUUCCCGAGCCCCAGUACAUCAAGGACGGUGCUGUUCUCCGACUCUACCAUCGCCCUACCCACCGCCGCCUGCACUCCCACGAUGUCCGUCCCCCGAUCACCGAGGCCGACUGGCAGAACGAGGUCUCGGCCUAUGGCUAUGAAGGUUUCGAUGGUGAUGCCAACGAUUUCUUCCGUGUCGAGAUUGUCAAGAAGAAGACCAAGGGUGCUGUCGCCAAGACCCGCCUCCGAACCAUUGAGACCAAGUUCCGUCUCGUCCAUGUCAUGACUGGUUGUGUUCUCUUCUCUCACAAGGUCAAGCUCCCAGAUUGGGCUUCCGAGCAGCAGGAAGUGACUUGCGCUCGUGGCGGUACUCUCCCCAACAGCUUGUGGUACAUCGAGAGCAACGCUCAUCCCCAGCUGGAGGGCGAUGUUGAGAAGGUCAACUACCGACGACCUGGCUUCUUUGGCAAGUUCUGGGAGCUUCACAAGGUCAUGUGGAGGACCAACGCUGGCCUCACUGACUCUCACGCCUGGGACUCCCGCCCUGAGUCUUGGCCCAUCCUUCGCCGAGGUAUCAACUUUUGGGGCCGCCAGCACACUCAGGUCUACCUCCUCGGAAACCCCAUCAUCUGGUGGUCUUCCAGCGUUGCCAUUGCCAUCUGGGUCGUCUUCAAGGGCAUUGCUGUUCUCCGAUGGCAGCGCAGCUGCAACGACUACUCGAGCGCCACCUUCAAGCGAUUCGACUACGAGAUUGGCACUUCGGUCCUCGGCUGGGCUCUGCACUACUUCCCUUUCUACCUGAUGAAGCGUCAACUGUUCCUUCACCACUACUUCCCUGCUCUCUACUUUGCCAUCAUUGCCCUCUGCCAGGUCUUUGACUUCAUCACUGCUCGCGUUCCCGGCAUUGGUGUCCGUGAGAGCAACGCCAUCAACCGCAUCGCCACCGUUGCUUUCCUUGUCCUCUCCGCUGCUGUCUUCUCCUUGUACGCUCCUCUGGCCUAUGGUAGUCCCUGGACCAAGGCUGAGUGCAAGCGCGUGAAGCUCUUCAAGACCUGGGACUUUGACUGCAACACCUUCUAUGAUAGCUACGACAAGUACAGCCAGGUUCCCGCUGUCAGCUCCUCCGUGGUUCCCACCACGCAGGCUACUAAGAAGGUUGACCCCGUCAAGCAAGAGGCUCCUGUCGUUGAAAAGCAGGAGCAGGCUGUCAUCUCUGGAGCUCCUGAGCCCGCGGUUGAGCACCGUGUGGUUGCCAAGGAGGAGAAGGUUGAGUACCGUGACCAAGACGGCAACCUCCUUGACCCUGAGCAGGUCAAGGCUCUGGAGGGCAAGGUUGAGUUCAAGACCAAGUACGAGACCAAGAUCCGAGUUGUUGAUGAGAACGGUCAGGAGCUUCAAGAGCCUGAGGGCGGCUGGCCUGCCGACAUUGACGCUGGUGUCGCCCCUCCUCACCCUGAUGUUGAGGGUGUGAACAGCGAGACUCUCAAGGGCAAGGAGAAGGUCGAGGAGGUUGUGGCUGCUCCUGCUCCUGAGGAUGUUGCUGCUAGCAAGGAUGGUGAGAAGGAGGCCGAGGAGGCCAAGGCCAAGCCUGCCAGCGAGAACCAGGACGCCACCGUCAAGGAUGAGCUGUAA